UCAAAAUCCAGCAAUUUCCCCCAUUUUUCAAAGAAUUUCUGUUGAAUUCAAUGGAAAAUACAAAGAUCAUCAAGUUUUUGAAUCUAAAAAUAGAACACACAACAAAAAAAAAACAAAUUAAUUAAACUGUGUUCGGUUCGCGUGAACCGACCGUCAACUUGGAAAGUGAAAGUAAAAGUUCAGAAUAAUUUAUUUCGGAAUUUGAAGUAAAAAAACUUCAUCAAGAUGGCUGCGAAUAAUUAUAAUAUGGAUGUCGAAACGCAACGUCGAAUUGAAUACACACGACAGAAAGUGAUGAGAAUCGAGCAAAUGAAUGAGCAACUUCGGAAGUUGAGCAAGUCGAAUAAGGGUCGCGAGGAGAAGUUGGACAGACUUUUGAAACGAAAGGAAUCCUUGGAACUGGACGUUGCAAGAUUGACUGACGCGUCGAUGAGAGCUGAGCCAGAGGUCGGAGCGGAGCUUCUUCAUUCUAUCGAAGAGCCCAUGGAAGUUGAUAUGAUCUACGGUGAAGCAUUCCACGCAAAGACUUGUCAACUGAAAGUCCUUCUCAACGAGAUAAUUGUUCGAACAAGCUUCAACGAGAAAGCAAUGUGUAAAGAGAUUGGACAUCAGGAAGCUGAAUUCGAGAAUCGAUUGAAGGAGGUGAUCAGUGGAAGAGCUCAAUUGACGCUGAAAUCUGAAGAAGCUCAGAAGAAAUGUGAAUUGUUGAUGAGAGAGCAUUCGAAUGUUUAUGAAGAUGUUCGAGAGAUGGAGGAUAAUAUUGAGAAGUUUGAUGCAUCGAGAUGGUUGUUGAAUGUGGAGAAAAGACGAGUCUCUGAUAUUCUGGAUCGCACCAAAAGAGAGCCGAAAAUGGGAAUUGAGUGCCGCAAGCCAUACAUUGUGUCUUCGGAAGCUUCUUCACUUGAAGACCUUGUCACAUCAACUGGAAGUCUCACUCACGAUCAUUUUACUCCGGAACAUCAAUUCAAAACUGGCACAGCUCCGAUUCCUACUGUAGUUUUUGAUGAUGUUGAAGAGAUUGGAAAAGUGGUGAAGGUUCAUAAGGAAGGAUGCCCGAAGAACAAGAAGAAGAAUUUGGGCCCGAUUGAGCAUUCAAACUCGUUGAUUUCGGUUAAACAGCCGUGCAAGGUUCAUGCGAAUCAGCUUCCGAUUAGUGGAAUUAACUUGAUGGAUUUGAUCUCGAAGGCUAUUGAGAAAGAGCUUUCAUCUCUUUAAUUUAAACUUAUUAACUUAUUGUAUUGAAAUGAAUAUGUUUUAGAGGAUACAUUUUUAGAAAUAAAUAUGUCGUGUAC
Caenorhabditis elegans is the source of this 1292-nucleotide messenger RNA. RefSeq names its product Filament-like plant protein 7 (gene Y45F3A.1). Bases 226 to 1215 code for a protein of 329 amino acids. The transcript is spliced from 5 exons. The record is from RefSeq and is marked reviewed. NCBI's taxonomy places the organism in Eukaryota, Metazoa, Nematoda, Chromadorea, Rhabditida, Rhabditidae.